AUGCCCCGCUACUAUUUUGAUCCGGCAGCUGGGGAGUGCAAAGUGUUCAUUUAUGGAGGGUGCCUAGGAAAUGAAAACAACUUCAAAACUAUAGAGGCUUGCGAGGCUAAGUGCUCCUGAGAAAGCAGAACGUACUGGUACCGGACAUAAAUUUAGGUAACUAACAAUUUCACUGCGGAACCAUAGAAGAUUUAAGUCUGACAGUGACUAAUUGUUGCCUAUAAGGUCAAAUUAUUCGUUAAACCCAAAAAUUUCCAAUAUUAAUGGUUCUUUCUGACUUAGCAUACCUCUUGCAUAAAGUUAAAUAGUUAAAAACCUGCCGGAAUUAACGUGUAAAAAAUAAAACUCCGCCGGAAAAGUGGUAAUUAAAACCUAAAGUUAUAUAAUAUAGGCAAGGGAGUAGGCAGGGGGGAAGGUGGAAAAAGGCUUUUUCGGUAAGGAGUUAAACUUGGGAACAUUACUUCUCCUCCUUUGUUUUUAAUCUACUGUUUGAUUGUAAAAUCUCAGAAUUAAUCGUUAGCAAAAAUUGCAGUCACCUUGAGACUAAAAAUAAAUUUUCUCGUUCAAAGCAUAACGUUUGCCUCUUCUACAAUAAUAUUCCAGUGAUAACUUUACACUUUAGACAAGAAAGGCUAUUUGGGUCGGCCCUUAAUAUAUUUUCAUGGACAUGGGCCUAUGAACGGUGUGCAUCUUACAUGAAUCUCACAUUAGAAUGGGCUUCGUAAUCUUACGGAAUAAUUCUUUUCUUCAUUUUUACAGGAUACGGCUUUAGCUUAGUCUCAAGAUACAACAGAGUAUCACUGCAAGACACAGCGUAUAUCCUUUCCUUCUUGUCUCAAACAUUUUGGGAAUGAUAAAAGGCUAGCAAUAGGAAUAAGUCAAUAAAAAACAAAUAAAAAUGCAAUCCUUAUUGUAACUUUACUGACUCAAGUUUAGUUGCCAUAGCGAAGUUUCCCACAAUUGCAAAAUGUGCCAUUUAAGUUUCGCUGUUACACAUUUGAAGCUGAUGAAACAUUGCGACGGAAAAGGGGCCAUGUUUUACAGAUGAGAGCCCUCUCUCGGACUUGACAGUAAAAGGUCUAAAUAAUCGUUUAUAUAUCAGCUAUGUCUACGGUUAAGUGGUGAUUAGUAAAAUUAUCAAAAACAUUUUUCUAUAAAAGUGUGAGACACGUUUCAUGUCGUUUCGGAAUUCUUCAACACAUGAUAAGGCAGUCAACUUUCGACAAAGCAUCAGCAAAACCAGUGAUACCGUCGGCGACUGCUUUAGCAUAAGGCUCCCCUGGAGAAUAAGGGCUACUAAUUUCCCAGCCGCAGGACUAACCUUUGCUAUACCACGAAGGACCAUCUUCACAAUAGAUUCUUGCUCUUCUUCGUUCUCUUCCAUUCUUUUCCUUAGUUCGCCAACCAUUUGAGCCCUCGAGGCCAUCAUUUGAGGAACCUCCUCCAGCUUCUUGGCACAUUCGUCGUUUUUCGUCUCGGCGCAAAAAUUUUCUUUUUCUCUUAAAAGGUUGUCGUGUUGAAGAAUAUCCAUCUUCUUUAGGAGUUCAUUUUCCUUUUCUAAAUGCCUUCGUCUUAGUUCCUUCAAGGACUCUUCGAUCUCUCCCUGAGGACGUUCUUUUAUUCGUUCACGAAGCUCUAUUUUUUCCCUUUGGUCUUUGGCGAUCAUUUCUGACAACCUUUCAUCAUCUUCAUAUGUUCCUUGUUUUUCUGUUGCAUUUCCAGUAACCGCUCCUCUAGGACUCAUUCCGGACUCGUUUUGGUGCGCAGUCGCUCCCCUGUCGGAUCGCGCGUGAAUUCGUUCAGAAAGCUUUGAAAUAAAGCUAAAGAGAAAUUAAGGAAAUCUCAACCUUAAUGAUAUUUAUAUACAAUCAGAAUACUAACGUUUAAAAUAAGUACACCUUCUUUGAGAGGUAAUGAUAUAGCACAACGUAUUUCAGUGUCUUAAGACCAAACGCAAAAUAGUAGUACGGUAAUCUGAACAGAGGAGCAUGAAGCUGAUGAGAACUUAGAGUAAGAAUAUGAAAACAGCAUGAAGCGCUAUAAAGAAACGGGUGACCCAGUCGGAUGGGUUUUGGUUUUGAAUCUGAUCGGUUGAGAUUUUGGUGUGGUUCUUUUGGAACAAUUACAGACAGUAGUAUAGCAAGAUCCAUGCAUUUCCAGAAAAUAUUCGACACCUAUUAAAAACUGCUCUUUUGCAAUAUGUAAUCUUACAAAACGUACCAGGAUUUUUGUCCUAGAAGCGAAAUAGAAGUUUUUGGACGCAAGGAAAAAAAAAAACAAACAAAAAAUGCACAAAGCGCGUAUUAUUGGCAACACCUGUAGUAAUGAGACAGUGAAAAGUUUGAUAUAGCAAGGAUACUCGAGACCCUCGAGAUCACGCCUUGAGAGGACACCGCUUGAGUUAUAAAUAAGCACAGAGGCCAAAAGAACGGUUAAAGUAAAUAUCUGAUUAUUCUAAAUUUCGUCCUGAGAUCCACAUACUUUAAGUACAACGGAGCACUCUGCGAGCAACAAGAAGGAGCACCGAUGGGCAGCCCGAUUUCCGCCGUAAUUUCCGAUCUAUACAUGGAAACCUUCGAAGAACAAAUCUUAGCUACCGUCCCAGCACAACGCGGAUAACUUUCUAAGCCACCUCAACCAACAACACCCGACCAUCCGCUUCACCAUGAAACUGAGAGUAACAACAAGAUCGCUUUCCUCGACUCCCUCGUAUCAAGGGAACCAGAUGGUAAACUACUCACAAGUGUAUAUAGAAAACCCCCACACACCGACCAGUACCUCGCCUAUGAUUCGCACCACCCACAAUCUGUUAAACGCGGUAUUGUCAAGUGUUUACAUGAUCGAGCUAAACGCAUCAUUACCAAGCCAUCCAGAACAGCCCAGGAGAAAAAACAUCUAUCCACAGUUCUCGUCGCCAACGGCUACCCUCCGUCCUUCUUACAGGAGGUGACCAAAACCAGGAAUCCAACACCCGAGAGGGAAACAGCAGAAUUCAAGUAUACCGCAGUCUCAGAACCCCUCCGCCGCCACCUACAGCAACAAGGAAUACGCACCGUCUUUAAAUCCGACACAACACUAAGAUCCCGGCUGGUCAGACCAAAAGAUCCCGCUGACCCAAACGAGCAAGAUGGCGUAGUCUAAAAGGUAGCAUGCACAUGCGGCAGAGUCUACAUUGGGGAAACAGGACGACCCAUGCAAGAAAGAAUGAAAGAACACGACAGGGAUAUACGACUCGCACGCAUUCAGAAUUCCGCGGUUUCCGAUCAUGUCAACGGAACCGGACACAAGCCGCUGUGGAACGAAGCCAAACUCUUUGAUGGAGAAAGCCAUUGGUACACAAGGAAAGUGAAAGAGGCAAUUUGCAUAAGACUCAAGCCAGAUAACAUAAACAGGGGUAACGGAGUCGAAAUACCGGAAGCGUAUACCGGUAGCUGGAUGCCUGCUGAAACGACGCGCGAAAAACCAGCGAACGCCUGAGGAAACCGUGGUACGUGGAGAUCUUGUGGAAACAAUAGUCGGAUCGAAAUGCACAGACCAUGCAACAGACCACCAUGAUAUAUAAUGCCGUGCCACAACCAAUCAACCCCAUCGCCUGAAGAAGACUUGCAGUAAGCAGUCGAAACGUUGCGUUCUACAUCAAGUGACCUUGUCGUGAGACCAUUUCUGUGGUCAAGUUUAAAUUUCUGUUACCAUUAGAUAGUCGGUGAUCCCCGAGAAGAUAUGUAAAAGACUGGAAAAUUUAUUCGCGACUUUUCACUCAGACAGCUCUUGCAUUUCAAAUCUAGGUCACGGUAACAAAAUGAAAUCGUUUAGUAUUUACUACACACUUUGGUGCCGGUGAAUGAUUGUUAAACAUCAGAGUAAAAAUAUUAUCAAACGAAAAUGUUUCAUCCUUGCUAAAUAUACAUCAAUUGUAUUUCCAACAGAUUUCUUUCUUUCACUCUCUAGAAAAAUGAAUGACUUAUGGUAUUAGUCAAACACAAUCUUUUGCAAAAAGUAAAAAUGUAACUGAGAAAUAUUCUUACUAUUGUUUUCUAAAGAAAUCAGCCGAUCUUACAUUUUAAAAAAAACUUUUGUAAUCAGGAAAUCUUUAAUUCUGGUUGAAAAUUUUCUGGAAAAGCCAUAAAGAUGUUCUAGAUUUGUCUUUUUUUAAUCCCAAGAGACGAGUGCAGCACAAGAUUCUAAGGAAAUUUAAGAAAUUCGUUUAUUUCAAUUGUUAAACUUGAAUUUCACUAUAUUGUUAAGACCUGUUAAGGGUGUGGUUAACUUUGCCUCAUAACUUCUUUAGAUUAGUUACCUCGUAUAGGUCAUGAAUUCAAAAGAAUUAGAAUGAAAAGGUUUGCAGCUUUAAGCAUUGCUUUAAGUAUAUGAACCUAGUACGGUUAUUAAAAAUAGCGUCCUUGCAUGCCGUGCAUCCCCCAGCAAAUAAGUAGGUACGUGAUGAACCAACCAGAAAGCGUAUAUUAUUAGAUAACUUUUCUGGUUUUUUUUCCUUUCUUCAAAGAUUUUGCUUGUUAAGUAUUACAUAAUGGACAAGAAGACUCUGCUCAUCUUUAUUCUCAUCAGCUCUGGUAAGUAAAAUAAAUUGUUAUCUCCAAAAGAACCAAAGAUUUAUUUGAAUUGAUUCAACUUUUAAUAGAGAUGAAAGGUCGGAUACCAUAAUGUCAAGAAUGAGCUAUCCAUUCACAUCGGUAACUUGGGAUUUUUUAUUACAUUGUUUUUCUAAGAGUAUCAGUUCCAGGUUUUGAAAAAUAAAUCGAGAAAGCCAUCAAGUUACUUCAUAUUUUGACAUCAUCGUUAAACUUUGUUUGCACCUCAACGAACGCUCCAAAAUGUCCCUUUCUUGUGACUCUUUGGGCCACUUGAAAGGGGAGAGUGGAGCCAAUUUAAACCUCUCUAAGAGCCAAAAAAUCGUUGUGAAGCUGAUUUUUCCUCCAGUUUAUCGUUAAGAAAUAAAUUAAUAUGGAUAGAGAACGCUAAUCGUUGAUCAAAGACCUAAAAUAUUUGUAAUGGUAGUAGAGCUGAUUGGAUUCCAUUUCUGUCUGUAAUCGUACGAAUGAUAAACAAAAUCCGACAAGCGCAAGGAGUCCGAUUUGUUAAUCACGAGUAUGAUUACAGACAGAAUUGAAUAACACGAAGUCCUGUUAACAAUUGAUCAAAACUAUGACAAAUUUUUUUGAGAAAGAAGCUAGACAUGGGUUACGUUUUCAUAAAAAAAAAAACAAAAACAAUUGAGAUAGAGAGCGCGCACACGUGACGCGUUCUGUCCACUUACACAGGCAUGACGUGUUAACUGUCUCUUUAACCGACCUAUUACACUUUCCAACUAUAGUGAAAUUUGGAAUAAGUAAGCACGAGUAAAUUUUUCCAAAGACUAACAAAAUUGCACGAGCCCGUGGGGCGAGUGCAAUUUGUGGUCUUUUGGUCUUUCAAAAAAUUUACAAAUGUUCACUCAUUCCAAAUUGCACGAGAAAAACCAUGUGAUAACGUAUUAAUAAUAUACAUGAAAAAAUACGACAUAGUUUAUCAUUAUUACGCAGAAGCAAAGCGCGCGCAUCAAGAAAAAUUAUAACAUAGCUACUAAAUUUGUCUAAUCAAAUUCAAUUGCGCGAGCGUGCUUCAUAUUGCUAUUGUGCACGCUCAUGACGUCAGCAAACAUAUCCCUCAAGAAAAAAUUUUCCAUCGGGUUGAAAAUGUUAUAAAACAAUUGGUUCAUACGUCAGCUGUGCGUUCAUCGAGAUAUGAAGCACGCGGGAAGUUUAGAGAGCACUUAAGACAGCUUCUUGAGUGCUCUCCAAACUUCCCAAGUUUCUCCAAACUUCCCAAAUUUCCUAAAAAUGUUUUCUUCAGUCUUGGUACAAGCCGAGGAUAUCUGUCAUCAGCCAAAGAAAGUUGGUUCAUGCAAAGCAGCAUUUUCCCGCUACUAUUUUAACUCGGCGGUUGGGGAGUGCAAAGAGUUCACUUAUGGAGGGUGUCAAGGAAAUGAAAACAACUUCAAAACUUUGCCUGGCCUGCCAGAAAAAGUGCGACAUCUGCAAGCUACCUGAGGAACCUGGCCUCUGCUUGGGAUACUUCACCCGGUUUUAUUAUGAUUCAAAAGCCGGAGAGUGCAAAGAUUUCAUCUAUGGUGAAUGCGUUGGUAAUGAAAACAACUUCAAAACCUUGAAAGCUUGCAAGAAAAAAUGCGACAAGAAGUGUGACAUCUGCAAGCUGCAAGAUGAAGCUGGUCCGUGUUUUUCAUCCUUUACCCGCUACUAUUAUGACGUGACCACCGGAAAGUGCAGCACGUUCAUCUAUGGCGGCUGCUUUGGCAAUGAAAACAACUUCGAAACUCAAGAGGCUUGCCAACGUAGGUGUGUCACCUGCAAGCUACCAGCAGAAGUGGGCACAUACAGAGCAGCAUGCGCACUUCCCUGCUACUAUUUUGACUCGACGGCUGGCGAAUGA
This is a messenger RNA of Pocillopora meandrina, 6447 nucleotides long. NCBI's taxonomy places the organism in Eukaryota, Metazoa, Cnidaria, Anthozoa, Scleractinia, Pocilloporidae. The record is from the annotation of a GenBank genome assembly.